AUGAUUUCUCGUGUUGGUUUGGGUUUAGCAAGACCUGUUGGUCGUCAAGCUAUUAGACAAAGAAUUAGUCCAAUUUUAUUAAGAAAUAUUUCAACUGUUAAAGCCAGUCAUGAACAAGAACAAGAAGUAUUGGUUGCUCAACGUAAGAACCGUCCAACCUCUCCUCAUUUGACCAUUUAUAAACCACAAAUUACGAUGAUUUUAUCGUCAUUUCAUAGAAUCACCGGGGUUGCAAUGGCUGGAGCAUUCUAUGCUUUAACUUGUGGAUACGCAGCCACUUCAAUUUUAGGAGUUCCUUUUGAUUCAAGUGUACUUAUCAGCACUUUUGCCGGAUUAUCUGUUUUCACCAAAGUUGGAUUAAAAGCCGCCAUGGCUUUCCCAUUUGCUUUCCAUAGUUUUAAUGGUAUUAGACAUUUAAUCUGGGAUUUGGGUAAAGAAUUAACCAUUAAAGGGGUUUACAGAACUGGUUACGCAGUUCUUGGUCUUACUGCGGUAUUUGGUUCCUAUUUAGCCUUUUUCUAA
Messenger RNA from Hyphopichia burtonii NRRL Y-1933, 522 nucleotides. RefSeq names its product succinate dehydrogenase cytochrome b subunit SDH3. The transcript has 2 exons. Gene Ontology annotation, biological process: tricarboxylic acid cycle; mitochondrial electron transport, succinate to ubiquinone. Bases 1 to 522 code for a protein of 173 amino acids. Gene Ontology annotation, molecular function: succinate dehydrogenase activity; electron transfer activity. The record is from RefSeq and is a predicted model, not a curated record. Gene Ontology annotation, cellular component: membrane. NCBI's taxonomy places the organism in Eukaryota, Fungi, Ascomycota, Pichiomycetes, Serinales, Debaryomycetaceae.